Amoebophrya sp. A120 is the source of this 4065-nucleotide messenger RNA. NCBI's taxonomy places the organism in Eukaryota, Dinophyceae, Syndiniales, Amoebophryaceae. The record is from the annotation of a GenBank genome assembly.
GCUCGCUGUGCCGUCGAGAGAUUUUUUGUGUAACUAAGAAUUCGUCUAUUCGAUAUACUUUCCUUCCUCUGUUCAGGCACUUUAGUACUACUGCAUCAGACAAAAUGGCUACUGCGCAGCCCCCAUCUCCCACGAACCCCUACAACCUCGACCAGGAGAUGCAGUCUCCCGUCGGCAACCCCGCCCAAUCGCCGGCGUACCAGGUCAACGCUGAGUCGACGAGGAAUUUGAUUCUUUCCGAGACGCAAAUCGACGCUAUGGAAGAAACCGACCCACAUUCCUCCUUCCGGAAUCUCCGCAGAAAAGUGAUGUACGUUUCGCUCGCGUCCUCGUUCUGCUGCGUGAUUCACGGCGUUCUGAACUACUGGUUCCAGGUGGACACGUAUGCAAGAAAAAAACUGUGUAAGUGUAAAUCUGUGAUGCAGAAACUACAAAACGGCUACACUUGUCAUGCUCGACAUGCAUGAUCGGCUCGUUUCCUAUGUGUUUUCCCUUCUUAUCUGCGCAUAACAAGUUUUUCCUGUCAUUGCAGACAAACUUGUGAUGCUGUUUUCCCAAAAGACUAUACACUAACACAGUUUUUUUCUUGGAUAACACGCAGCUGGAGAUCAUGCGCAUCAUCGACAACGCAACCGGCAUAUGGAUUGCAAAAAUGUCUGGGUCGGGAGAGUUGGAACUUGUGAUGCUAACUUUGGAUUCUAAAAAAAUCUGUAUUGCAUUAUCAGCAAGAGGAGUCCAGUUUGUGCCACGCGGAGAGGCCAUUUGUCAUGCGGAAUAGGCAUCAAGACGUCGUCAGAAAAUCUGUGAUGCUAAGGAAUACAUCACAGACGUCACGGAUCAUGUAAAAUCUGCAUGACAAGUUCCAUUCUUUCCAGACCCAGACAUUUUUACAUUUGAUACGGCAACCCGAGCCACCACAAGCCGCACGAGCCGACCAAGGCGUUUCUGUUUAUCUUCUUCGCCGGGUUGCCCGCGGUCGCGGCGGGCAUCUCGAUUGGUCUGCUCGUUCCGAUGUGCGGGUACUUUGGCGCAAAGUGGGUCAACCAGUCGUUUCUGUGCAUGUUUUUCUCCUGCAACACCUGCGGGUUAGUGGGGUCUCUCCUCGGGUUCGUCAUGACCUUGUGGAUCAUGCUGGCGGGCAUCCCGGGCGUGGACCACUGGGUGGCGCACUGCGAUCCGGUGCCGAUCUGCUGUAAGGGGAUCGGAGGUAGUGAGAGCGUUUUUUUGUGUUGUGCGAAAUUAAUUCGAAAGUUUGAAUAAAAAUGCAUUUCAUUUCCUCGAUUGGGUUCUUCUUCUUUUAGCUUUGGAAAAAACCUCCAAAAAUAAAACAGGUGAAGCCAAUUGUGACGCGGCCACCGGGUUGCCCUUUCCUCAAUUCGAAAAGGAGUACCGGGACUGCAUUCUUGGGGCGCACCUGCAAUACGAGCGGAAGUACCCGGACUCCUACCAUUUAGACCCCGCGCGCUGCGACCCCACGGUGAAACUGCUUUUGAAGUGCGAGCACUUUCACCCGGACCCGGAGAACGCACUAGAGCACCGGUUCGACAACUACGAAAAGCAGCACCCGCACUGGGGAGACAAGUGGGGCUACAAUCCACAGGACGAGGAACAUCAACACCCUCCAGCCCCCCUCCCGACCAUGCUGGCGCCCCCGGUGGAGAAGAGCCCGGUCGCGAUGGGGCUGUGGGGCACGCCGAGACAUGCGGACCUGUUUCCGGUGGAGUCCAUUGAGCACGCACGGGAAUUGCGGACUCUGGCGGAGGAGGGUUUGAGUGAGGAGGAGUUGCGGCGGAUUUUAGCGGAUGGCGAGGGGGAUCAUUCCAGCUCUGUCCAGCCCUCAAGCUUUGUCCAGCAAAAUGCAGAACAAGUGCAGAACCUGUCCGACCGAAUGAAGCAGCUGUUCCACCAGCUCCCGGCGAACAAGGUGCACGACAUGCACAAGAAGCCGAUUUUCGGCCCGAACGGGGUCUUCAAAAACCCCGAAGCCAUGAAGGAGCACCUGAAGCACGGGAAGGAUUUCGCCAAGGACAAAGCGAAGCACUUUCAUCCCGAGGACCAGGAGAAGCUCGUGGACCAGCUGCACGACAUGCACUUGGAGCACCACCACCCCGCGGGCUUCGACCACUGGCCGGCACACCUGAAGGAGCACUUGCCGGGACGGUUCCGACCGGACAAGUAUAAUUUCGUGCCGCAUCACGUGCCGAGUGCCGCCCACUUCGACCCGAAAAAGGCGCACGUACCGACGAAGGAAGGCGUGAUGCACGGAGUCCACAAAGAGGGAAAGAAACACGAUCCGCGGGGCAAGAAGGUGGACGUGAAGGGAUUGCUUGACCAGGUGUUCGGAUCGCACAACGACCAGUGGAACCAAGUCAAGGAAAACGUGGAGAUUCCGCAGAAAAUCGAGAUUCCGGAAAACUUUCCCAAGUUCGGACCCAACGGCGAACAGGAAUUUCGGAAGGGGGCGAGUAUAUAAUUUGAGAUUGAUAGAUAUUUUCUAGCACAACUCUGCUUGUCAUGUUGCUUUUGGCGAUCGCGGCAGUAGAUGAUGUUCAUCGCCUCGCUUGCGCAAAAUUUUUAGUCACUAUGUUGACCAAGAAAUCUAAACAAUUCAUCAGGUGCCGUGUCUCACUCCCUGAACCAGUUGACCUCGGGUGAUGAGGAAAAGGCGAAAAAGGAGAUGGCCCGGCUCUACAGCAACGGCAAGCACGAGUGGAAAACAAAAAUCGCCAAACGCCACGACAAGCACCACCACUGGGAGCCAACUUUUGAAACUUGCCGGGUCAACCCGAAAGCCGUGCGCUUGAUGCACGCAGUGCACAACAAUUUGGAAAGUCUCGUGCCGAAGAUGGAGUUUUUGUGUGGUAUAGUUUUACUUUGUUCAUCGUGUUCUUCUUCCUUGCGACAAGCGUGCGAUGCAGUGCUAGUGUAGUGUAGUAAUCUAUCACUGCUUAGGUGAUCGUGACGCAUGUUAUAAGCCGCGGCGCUGUUCUUGCUGUUGCACAGCAUCACAAAGUGCGUCAAGAAUUUCGAUACGACUUUUCUCAGGUGCAAAACUCCUUACUUCCAUCCCCUUCAUUUUCUUCAUUGCGCUCGGUGCCCUCUACGGCUUCCGCAUGUGGCGCGUGGCGAAGCGCGGCUACCGCCCGACCUACUUCGAGGGCGCGGCGCAAAACCUCCAGCUCCCGCUGUACCGCAACCAGCACCUGAUCGGUGGACCGCAGAUGGCCAUGCCAAACUACAUCGUGACAGCGCCCAUGGAUCAUGCUGGAAAUGGGUAUCAGAUGUCCGACCAACAGUCCGCCUACCAGGUUCAAUAUCCGGCUUUGUCCCAGUCGAUGGCGCAGGACGCAAAUGGUGCACCCCCUGUGGCCCCGCCGGCAAAUGUGUAAGGUACUGGCACAACUGAGCGGUUGGAAGAUAUUAAGAAGGAGAACUAAAUUUCUGCAGUUUUGUCUAGACGAAAGAAAUUUGCGGAACAAACUGGGCGAAGGACUACAGUUGUACAACCAGCAGUCGGAGGUUCUGCUUCCUCUUUCUUACGCUGCUCUGAGUAUGAAGUCAAUCACAAAAGAUAAAAACAACACGAAGGGAGCAUGGAUAACUACGAGGAAUGCAGAAAAAGUACAGGAGAUUAAGUGCAUGACUUUUGAUUAGAUAUUAGCGUAUAUCCAACUAUAACCAUCAUCGCCUUGUGAGCGGAUAGUACACUCCAGACCUCCAAAUUUUCUUCUUUUUGUUUCACGUUGGUCUUGCAGUGAGUUUCUGGGAAUACAGGUUUCGUGUUUUAGAUAUUUCUAUACCUUUGUUUAUUUUACGGGAAAACUGAACGAUUUUCAUUUUCUUUGCAAGGCGAAUUCAACAUCACUUUUUUUGGUUCUGAAACAGACAUUCAAAAAUACAGCAGCUUUUAUGCGGAACACUAAACGGUUUUGAAUGUACGAGAAGAGCUUUAUUUGUUUCCAUGGACCAAAAAAUGCCAGGAGUCAUGUGACUUUUUCUCUACUAGAAAAACCCGAAGGAGUAGCCGCAUAGGUCACUCCUUUGCUUUUUUUGAUUGAGUUGAAG